AUGGCAGGUUCAGACGAGUUACAUGGAAUUCAGUUUUUUGAUGCAAGUGGCAAGAGGUUAUCUUUUCGACCCUCUGAGUUGGAGGAGGGAGCUCCUGCUGGUCGUGUUGGUCAACAACAACAGAACUCACCUCAACAACAUAACUCUGGUCGUGGUCUCUCCAACAAUUCUGGUCGUGGCAGUGGAGGAGGUUUUGGUUGUGGUAACUACUUCAACUCUUACCGAGGUGGCUACAAUAAUUCUGGUAGUCGAACUAAUUGGAAUAAUGGUUGGAAUGGCAAUGCAAAUACUAAUGGUUGGAACAAUGGUGGUCGUGCUAGCAAAAAUGGUGGAUUUCAGUCUACUUCUUAUGGUCGGGGUCGCAACAACAACAUGGGCUCUGUGCUUGGUCCACCACCUCAAAACUAA
This is a messenger RNA of Papaver somniferum (opium poppy), 408 nucleotides long. Its product is annotated as protein FAM98A-like. Lineage: Eukaryota; Viridiplantae; Streptophyta; Magnoliopsida; Ranunculales; Papaveraceae. The coding region runs from base 1 to 408 and encodes 135 amino acids. The record is from RefSeq and is a predicted model, not a curated record. The transcript is spliced from 2 exons.